This is a messenger RNA of Scomber japonicus (chub mackerel), 3936 nucleotides long. RefSeq names its product titin. Lineage: Eukaryota; Metazoa; Chordata; Actinopteri; Scombriformes; Scombridae. Gene Ontology annotation, biological process: cell surface receptor signaling pathway. The transcript is spliced from 19 exons. Gene Ontology annotation, molecular function: transmembrane signaling receptor activity. The coding region runs from base 1 to 3183 and encodes 1060 amino acids. The record is from RefSeq and is a predicted model, not a curated record.
AUGUGUGGUACCUUCACCGAAGGCUAUGACUCAACAGCUGACUACUUGACGGCAACGGUGAAGCCAACUCCCUACCAACCUCCCACACCAUCUCUGCAAUUACUGUCAUCUUGGUUGCAUGUGUUCCCCUCUGAGAAAGUGGAGUUAAGCUGUGAUAUCAGCAGCAGCUCUGACUGGACCUUCACCUGGUACAGAGAUGGAAUGCAAGUACAAGGUCCAGACCCGAAUUUGUCUUUUGAGGGAUCAGUGCUCACAAUCACUGCAUCACCAGAUAAUGCUGGAAACUACGCCUGUAAAGGUCAUCACAGAACAAAGCGUGUUGACACUGCACUUAGUAAUUCAAUUGUACUCAAUGUUGAGGGAAACAAGGCCAAGCCCACUAUGGUUCUAACUCCAGGGUUUGACAAGGUGUUCCCAGGAGAGUCUGUCACCUUCACAUGCACGGUCAAUGGGUUCUCUGGACGGAACUAUCUGUGGUACCAUAAUGGAACUGAAAUUCAAGGAUCUCAUGAUACUACGUACACCAUAGAUGCUAUAGACCAUCGUAAUAGUGGAAAGUACCACUGCAAGGCCAAAAGAGGCAAAGGCCCAUUCAUCACAGAGCAGAGUGACCCAACCACCCUGCUGGUUUCUAACCCAUCAAAACCGACUCUGGAGCUGCUGACACCGUUGUGGCUGGAUGUAUUCCAAUCUGAGAGUGUGGAGAUGAGAUGUAAAGUUGACAGCGAUGAGUGGAAGUCCAUCUGGUACAGAGAUGGAAUAAAGAUCCAUGAGGGAGAAUCUCUCAACAUCCCUUCUGUUUUACAAACCGAUAAAGGAGUCUAUACCUGCAAAGCUCAGCACAAAACCAGGAGUGUCAUCUCUGAAAGCAGCGACUCUGUUGAGGUCACAGUUUAUGGCAACAAACCCAAACCAACGGUAAACAAGAAUCCUCCUUUCAACCCGAUGUAUGUUGGAGAAAAAAUGACCUUCACUUGCAAAGUUGCUAUAGCCUCUGGCUGGAAGUAUGUGUGGUACAAAGAUGGAAAAAAGCUUCCUGACACCGCGAAAAACAUCAGCAUCCAUCUUUCUGAUGGGGAGAAGUACUCGUGCGAGGCCAUCAGAGGUGGAAUAACAACGGAGCGCAGUGAUGAGAUGACUCAAAAUGUUCUUGAAAUUCCCAUUCCAACUUUGGCAUUAAAGACCCAGUGGUCGGAUGUGUUCCCCACUGAGAAUGUGGAGUUGACAUGCCAGACACAGAGCGGUUCCGGCUGGACAUAUACAUGGUACAGAGGUGAUCAGGAGAUCCAGAAAGAUAAUACUGUGUCUUUUGACUUGGUUGGAGGUACUCUUUCCAUCAGAUCUGCUUCAGCUUCACAUAAAGGACAAUACCGGUGCAAAGGACAUCUCAGCGGCAGGUCUGUCAGCAGCGCUUUUAGUACUGGACUUGCUCUUAAAGUAUAUGAUAAGAAACCCAGCGUCAGUCUGACACAAGAUCCAGAUUACAAGGUGAUGUUUCCAGGGGAAGCAGUCUCUUUCAGCUGUGACAUUAAUGUCUCGUCUGGAUGGGAGUACCAAUGGUUCAGAAAUGGCAUUCAACUCACUGAAACGAACAAGUAUACGAUCAGCUCUGUUGUAAAAACAAAUAGCGGAUCAUAUACAUGCCAAGCAAAAAGAGGAAAGAGUCAAGUCUUCGUUGCCUCUCCUAGUCCCGCUGUACACCUUGAAAUUAAAGAGACAAAGCCUAAACCCUCAGUGAGUCAACAGCCAGAUGAUCACAAGGUGUACAAUGGAGAGUCAGUGUCCUUCACAUGUACACUUGGAAUCUCAUCGGGUUGGGAGUAUUCCUGGUACAAAGAUGGAAAGCCAUUAGUUGACAAUAGGAAUUUUAUCAUUUCUAAUGUCACUUCACUGAACAACGGGACAUAUACGUGCAUGGCCAGUAGAAAUAAAAAAAACUUUAUUACAGAGCCGAGUGAUGGACGAAUCUUAACUAUAUUGGACAUCCCUGUUCCAUUGUUGAAGCAAGGCAGCUGGUUGGAUGUGUUCCCUGAUGAGAGUAUAACGUUGACCUGUGGAAUGGCAGCGGUCAGAACUGAAUGGACGUAUAAAUGGUACAGAGACAGUAAGGAGAUCCAGGCUGAUGAUGCUGUGUCUUUUGGCGAGGAUGGAAGUACUCUGUACAUCAGUUCUGUUUCGAUCUCACACCGCGGACAAUACAGCUGCUCAGGAAAAUUAAAGAUCAGGCCUGUCCAAAGCUCCCACAGUGAUGCAGUAACACUUCAUGUUUACGGUACAAAACCCAUUGCCAUACUGGAGCAGACUCCCGACUACAAUUUGAUGCACUCUGGAGAUAAAGUCUCCUUUAGCUGUCACAUUAAUGUCUCUUCAGGAUGGGAGUAUAUUUGGUACAAAUAUAACACUGUACUUCCUGAAUCUGGAAACAGUUAUGUCAUCGAUUCUGUUGUGACGACAAACACUGGAUCAUAUCAAUGCAAAGCUAAAAGAAAAAGUGAUAAAGACUUCUUCACAGACUUGACUCAGGAAUUAACGCUUAAGGUUGUUGAACGCCCAAAGGCAGCUAUAGUCCUGUUAACUGGCUGGUCAGAGGUCUUUUCCACUGACAGUCUGAUACUCAAAUGUGAGGUACAGGAAAGCCAGGACAUGUGGAACUACACAUGGUAUAAAGCAGGGAAUGAAGUCAGUCAGUCGUCCUCUGAGAAAUAUGUAGUCACACCCCAGAAUAACGCUGAGCAGGGUUCAUACUCGUGCAAGGGUGUGCGCACUGAGAGGCCAUCUUACUCCAAAGACAGUUCUCCUUUUGCAACAAAGAAUCUUCUUUUGAAGAGGAGGGUGCUUCUUUCCAUCUCGGGCUGUCUCUUCUUUGGCAUGAUUGCUGUCGUCAUUGGAUGCAUUGUCCUCAGAGUCACCCGCAAACCAGUGAAGGGUGACGAUAAGCCGGAAGAAUCUGAGCUGUUUCUCACCAUGGCUCAACUGAAGGACCGCGGCGAUGCACCCUGCCCAUUGGUUGAGUACAUCACAGAUGAAGCCCUGAAUGCUCCAUCGAAAGAAGGGGAAGAGAAAGACCUGAAUUCCAGUGAAUCACCACCACUGCCAAUAACCUCGGAGGAGGACCAAGCUGCAACAGCUGAGAGCCUUGACACAGCAGAAAACAACGGUGGACUGGUUUCCUUUAAACAAUAACUCAUUGAGGAAGUAGUUGCUUCAUUUUAGCCAACAAGAAGUCUUUAGACUUGCAGCAGCCACAUGAGACUAAAAAAACUUCUAUUGUGAGUUUUAAUAGUUACAGUAAAGCUAUCCUCUUAUGACCUUUGUGAACAAGUGGAAUAUUUGAGCCAUUGGUGGCACUAGCUGAAAAGUCAAAUAAUCACCACAUUCACCAUUAUUACAAAUUUCUUUGGGAUCUAUCAAAUACUUGUUGAGAUAGUACACUCUUGACCAAAAUGCUGGACCACCAUCAGAUUGAUGUGAUCAUAUAACUGUGUACUGUUAUUCUGUACAAAAUAUUACUUGAUUGCACAAUGUUGUUUAGAAUUGUACAUUAUUUUAAUCCACAGAACUGUAUUGAUACAUUUACUUGAGGCGCUGUUCAAAUAUGAAACAUUAUUACAUAUACAUUGUUAGCUUUCAUAUAAAUCACUGGCAGUUAUAGUAUUGAACAUAUGUGUUUACCUGCAGGAAUUUCUCCUUCAGUUAGUGUUUCAAUUCCUAGAACAAACACCAGAUGUCAGUAGAUUCAAGAUGUUCUUCUCCAAAGCCUAUUUAAUGCUGUACAUGGUUCUACAAUUAAUGUUUUUGCUUUGUUAUUCUAAAGUGACCUCUUUGAUAUAACAUGUUUGUAAAUAUUUUUAUACAGUGAGUAUAAUGCUAUAGAAACGCCAUUCAAAUAUAUUCUGUAUGCCUAUGAAAUUAUCAAAAUAAAAAAUACAAAAUGUU